AAAUUUGUCAAAUUUGCCUCCAGAUCUCAGGCACGCAGCAGAUCGCCAUCCCAAGUCGCCGACGCCCAAGCGGCUGCUCGUCCGUCCCGGAUUUGCCCCUUCCCGCUAUCUGAAAUUGCAAAAUCAGCGAGUUUCUACCGAACGCCUGGACCUCACCUGCAGGCCCCCGGAUCCAGCCGCCCAAAUCUCACCUAACCCUUCACUCAUCCGCCUGCGCCAGCUCUAGAGAAGGAGGCGCCGGUGAGCGAACGAUCGAUCGAGUCCGUUAGGUGGGGAGCAGCCAUGGCGGGGCACGGGGAGGAGGAGCCGCCAACGACGGGCGAGGUCGGCGGCGACAAGCUGAUACUGCGGGGGCUGCAGUUCCACGGCUUCCACGGCGUGAAGCAGGAGGAGAAGACGCUCGGCCAGAAGUUCGUCAUUGACGUCGACGCCUGGAUGGACCUCGCCGCCGCCGGGGACUCCGACGACAUUUCGCACACCGUCAGCUACAGCGACAUCUACAGUGUCUCAUCCUGCAGGAUAGCCAAGAGUGUAGUAGAAGGUCCGUCGCGUAACCUUUUGGAGUCGGUGGCUCAAUCGAUUGUCAACACCACGCUGCUCAAGUUCCCUCAGAUCUCUGCUGUUCGAGUGAAGGUCGGGAAACCUCAUGUCGCGGUGCAAGGCGUCGUGGACUACUUGGGAGUGGAGAUACUGAGGCACAGAAAAGCAUGAGCAGAACUUCAGCAUAUGAGAAAGCCUGACCAAAAUGCUCCCUCAGAAUCGCAGUUGAGCUGAUUUCCGUGUCUUGUCUACAAUUAUAAACGUGGUGUUGAUUGUGGUCUUACUCUCGGCUGUUGCUGAAAUUGCCGCAAUCAUGGAAAAAAAAUUGAUGGUGCUACUAGGUUUUGCGCAGACUGAAAUAAAAGUCAUCUUGCGAGUUGCGACGUGCA
Molecule: messenger RNA, 929 nt
Organism: Aegilops tauschii subsp. strangulata
Lineage: Eukaryota; Viridiplantae; Streptophyta; Magnoliopsida; Poales; Poaceae
Source: RefSeq, a predicted model, not a curated record